Messenger RNA from Lytechinus variegatus (green sea urchin), 962 nucleotides. RefSeq lists its product as uncharacterized. The record is from RefSeq and is a predicted model, not a curated record. The transcript has 5 exons. Bases 111 to 719 code for a protein of 202 amino acids. NCBI's taxonomy places the organism in Eukaryota, Metazoa, Echinodermata, Echinoidea, Temnopleuroida, Toxopneustidae.
GCGUGGCUUCCGUGGAGAGACAGAUAUCAUUUGUGACUUUUCUUUACAUGUAAAUGGUAAUAAUGUUCUGUUGAUUAUUGAAAUGGACGAGAAAGGAUGAGCGAAGGAGAAUGAGGGAACCAGCAAACAAUCAACAGGGUGGGGUGAAGCGUUUCACGUAUAAUGGUCCUAACUCAUCUAAAGACAACUCACCAGGACCUACUGAUGAUUGGUUUAAUGGCUUACCAACUAAAUCCAGAUCUGACCAAUCACUUCAUGGAAGCAACCCUGAGCUUGAUGACGUAUGGAGCAUCCGCAAGAAUGUCUCUGCAAGUCUAAAGCUUCCAGCUAAGCAGGCCACAAUAUCUACUAAUAACCCCUCAACAACUGGCUACUACUCACGCCAUGGCCAGUAUAAUAAAUCCUCCAAACUCAAUGAAGACACAUCUGUGUUUGCUGGCUCAGAUAGAUCAGGGUUUGGAAAAUCUGGAGGAUACUCCUACGGUCAGUCCAGAUCCAGUUAUUCCUAUGCAGGUGCAGCAGAUGCAGGACCAGUUCAGAGUUCCAGUCCCAGGUUCACAGGAGGACCAAGUACCACAACUCAAGGGUCGGGUAGAUCAGGGGGAAUAGGUCCUCCAUUGGUAAGUGGCAAUAGAUCCCCCACCCGUUCAAAUACAAGUCGAUCGUUGGAGUCACAGUACAGCAGAGGGAGAGGCAGUGAUGGAUGGAGCAGCUUCUGAUCCAUCUCAGUAUUACAAACAUCAUCAACCAAUCAAAAAUGACAAAUUUGGAGGGAGGAAGGAUGGUAGUUGGAUCAGCUUUGACAAAAAAAAAUCAUUGGAUGAGGUAUCAAUAUUAGAUCAUAUAGGAACUUUGAAAACCUGGAUAAAAGUCUUUGGAGAGAUACACAGUGUGUUCUUAGCACAGAAUAUCAACUGUCAGCUCUUUUAAGAAUGGAUAGUUUAUUCUUGGUAAAUGUUUAA